This is a messenger RNA of Seminavis robusta, 4011 nucleotides long. The record is from the annotation of a GenBank genome assembly. Lineage: Eukaryota; Bacillariophyta; Bacillariophyceae; Naviculales; Naviculaceae.
AUGAGAAUCUUCAUUACUCCUUCUCACGACGAAGCCACAAUAUCGCAGCAAGAAUCUGUGGAAGUGGCCGAUGACGAUGUCGUGCUACCGCUGCAUGCCCAAGAUGAGUUGCGUCCGUACGGGGUGGAUCAUCGCUCCAGCAGCAGCGCUAGCCUCAACGAAGAGAGCUCAAUGACGGAAACAACAACAACUGCUACUAGUGGCAAGAAGAUUAAUGUCCAGCUGAUCCACAAAGAGUCUUCUGAUGACGACGAUGAAAUUGAAACUGGCGACAGUGUCAUGGAGGAUGAAGAAACUUCUUCGGACACCAACAGCACCCACAACAGAGGACCCCAUGAGAUGCCGUCGUCUCACCACAGUUUACCCUCUCCGGAGGAAAUGGGGAUGAGUCGAGGGAAAAGCAGACUGAUGCGACCACCCAUGGCCGUAGUAGACGAGAACGAACGAGAAGUAGAAGUGGAAUACAAGGGUGGAGUGUUGUAUCCCAAUAAGCGUCGUCGACUCUACGUUAUCGGUGGUUCCUGUUUGUUACUGAUGAUUCUUGCCAUUAUCAUUGGAGCAGUAGUGGGAACACAAAAAAAUAAGAACGAUCAUGAUCCAUCCACCACCACGGAAGGCAAUAAGGUGAUCAUUGACCCCGACAAUCCCAAUAGAUUCCCACCCACUCCAGCUCCCAUUCCCAACAACAACAACAACAAUGAUGACGAUAUUUCAUCGGGAGGCUCUUCGGACAAUGCAAACGACGAUGGAUUCCCGCCAGCCUUCAAACCAGGAUCCGAUCCUGAUCUCACCGACUAUUGUCCACAAAGCUUGGAGCUCAGAGGAGUCGUCAUUUCCGACUUUAACCAAUCCGUUGUCUUGUAUGGAGAGACCGACAAUGCCACUUUGAUUGGAAUCAACAAUAAUCCCAAUGCCACGACAGAAGCAAAACACGCGCUUCCUAUUUGUGGUGAAUCAGAACAACUGGGCUAUGGCAGGGGAAUUUGGUAUGUGGUCAAAGGACCAGGAGCUGUUGUCAGAGCAUCCACAUGUCAAGGGCUGGGACUGUUGUGGGGGGAUACAGGAGGGAAUACUGCUCCUGUCCUGGAUACACAACUGACUGUAUUUACCAGCCAAACUCCAACCUGUGCGGAUGGAUUGACGUGUGUCACGCACAAUGAUGAUGCUUCUUGUGCGCCACAGAGUCUCGUCUCGUGGUAUGCCGAAAAAGACAGAAUCUACUAUAUUUAUGUCAGUGGCAAACCCAUCACGGCCGGCACACUCGAGGCGGCUGCAGCAGCAGCUGUCAUUGAAGAAGCAUUGGAAGAAGACACGCCUGCACUCGUGAACCGCGGGGCAGACGAACCACUGAUCUAUCCCACCGGCUCAUUCAUGUUGACAUUGUCAUUGGCGCCCACUGGAACCUGCGAUGCCGCCAUUGAUUACAAAGGGGAAGCCGAAACCAUUUCUCUCGAAAUCCUGGACCCGGAACAACAGAAAGGCGUGAUUCGAUCAUCGCCCUUGAUUGUCGGAUCGCUGCUGGGAGCCGCAUUCGGUUUGGAUCCUUGCGUCCCUGGGGAAUGGCUUGGGCGAGGUGGAGAAAUCUGGUACAAAGUAAUGGGCACGGGACGAUGGUUGAUGGCAUCCACAUGUUCGAGUUCCUCGGUCAAUGAGUUCUCAGCUCGUCUUGCAUUGUACCAAGGGAACUGUGACCAGCUGGACUGUGGAGUGGCCAAGGCAAGCGAAGUGGCCCCCUCGGUGGAUCGGGAUUGUGGCUUUGGAUAUUCUCUCAACUGGUGGUCGCAGCGCGGUGUCGAGUACUACAUUAUGGUUUACAAGACCAAUUUCCUACCUGGGAUCCAGUUUGGAUUGACCGUCGAGGAUUUGGAUCCGCCAGUCAAUGAUAAUUGUACGGGAGCCGCACGGUUGUACCCGGAUGGUUAUGUUACGUUUGGGUCCACGCUGCGAGCGACCUACACAGAAGACCAACUAGCACCGACAUGCAUGAACAAUGACGUCGGCGUGAACACUGAUGUUAUGCACACUCAUCCAGGCGUGUGGUAUCGAGUAGUUGGUACUGGGACUCGAUUGACUGCGUCGCUCUGCCAUGAUAAAACCAAGUAUGAUACCAAGAUCAGUGUCUUUGAAGGCAGUUGUGGGAAUCUACGAUGUGUCAUUGCCAACGAUCAGUGGUGUGGGUAUCAGAGUUCCGUGGAUUGGGAAUCGGUAGCGGAUACCAUGUACUACAUUCUGGUCCAUGGUUCAACAGGUGGAACAUCGCCCAGCAUGGGCGAUUUCGGUCUGGCUGUCUACGAGUUCAAGGCCAGCGUCAAUGACCUUUGCACCGAUGCAAUCAUGCUGCAACAUGGCUCCGUAACUGCAGGUUCGACUACAACUGCAAGUGCCGAUGAUUAUGUAGAUUCCUGCGACAGAACUGGAGUCUCAAGCAACCAAUCCCCCGGUGUGUGGUAUAAGGUGGUUGGGACUGGGGCAGGAAUGCGAGCUUCUACGUGCGGUCCAGAGACAACCUUUGAUACGCGGUUGUCGAUUUACAUUGGAGAAGAUUGUCAACAGCUGAAGUGCUUGCUCAGCGAUGAUAACGGCUGUGGUUUCCAAAGCUCCGCAUACUGGCAUGCAAACGAAGGUGAAACCUAUUACAUUCUUGUUACCGGCAAUCUCUUUUCUAGUUUUGGAGACUUCUUGCUGCGCAUUGAAGAUUAUCGGACAAACACAAUCAACGAUUUUUGCGCCAACGCCAUUGCGGCCUCAACAACUACAGUCAAUCUUGGUUCCACCAAGAAUGCAACAUUUGAUGGUGUGGAGACGUGUGUUGUAACCAACACCGCCCCUGGCAUUUGGUACACAGUGCAAGGAUCUGGGACCGGAAUGGUUGCCAGCACUUGUCACAUGCUGACAGACUUCGACACACGUAUCUCCGUUUUCAGAGGGAGCGAUUGUGAACAACUGGAGUGCGUCGCUGGAAACGACGACAGCCACCAAUCUGUCGAGUGUGGCUCGUCGGCUGCUAGCCGUGUUUCCUGGUUGUCGAACCCAGAGGAGGAGUAUAAGAUUUUGGUCCACGGCUGGGGAGCUUUGGUUGGAACCUUUGGGCUGACAAUCGAGGAAGUUGUGCCGGUUGUGCCCAAUGAUUUCUGCAUCACGUCAACUCCGGUGGACGUGUCUAUUGGCAACGCCACAACAACACUGGCAGCAACUGGUGUCACUGUUGAUGCUACGGUGGAUAAUGUACCCACCUGUGGAGACGUGGACGCGAAUGGGCAGGGUGUUUGGUAUCGAUCCGUUGGAACUGGCAGCAGACUAGCUGCUUCCACAUGCAACGAAGUGCUGGAUGACCGAGAUUCCAGCCACAUCUCCCCCAGCACACUCACACCGGGUGUUGUGACUGACUUUGAUACACAAAUCUCUGUGUUCCGAGGCGGAUGCCGCGCCUUGGAGUGCAUCGGAGCCAACAACGACCGCUGUGGACUUCAGAGUUCCGUCAAUUUCUACGUAGACGAAGGAGAGGAAUUCUUUGUGUUGGUCCAUGGAGCAUUCGAUAGCAUGGGCAGUUUUGGCUUGGUGAUUGAAGAGAUUUUCCCGCAAGUUCCGAAUGACUUUUGUGACGUUGCCGCGCCGUUGGCCAUUGCCUAUGGUGGGGCGACCAAUUACGUGAUCGGGUCGACCGCAGAGGCUUCCUAUGAUACUGUCGAGGAAUGCAUUGUUCCAAAUACCUCACCAGGCGUCUGGUACCGCACAACUGGAACUGGAAAGCAUAUUACCGUGACCACUUGUAGUGACCAAACAACCUUUGACACUAGACUCUCCAUUUACACUGGAAGCUGUCAGCUGCCAGAGUGUGUCACUGGAAACGACGACACAAGUCGAGACCGGGAGAGUUGCGGUCUUGCCAGUACAGCGUCAUUUCCAACUGUCCAAGGGCAAAUUUACUACAUCAGGGUGCAUGGCUGGGGAUCGUUGGUUGGAACGUUUCAGCUCUCAAUCACCGAAUUUGAGGAGCCGCCAAUGCCAUAA